CUUUCCACCCAAACCUGUGGGGUCAUACUAGCUGGCAGGACAGAACAGGUCCCUUUCAUAAACAGGACAGGGCCAGGGAGAAAUGCUCAGAGGGACCUGGGAUUUCAGAACAGCUACACAGUGCUGACGAGCUGAAGAAGGAGUAGUAGAAAACACUCGCACUGACACACUUGAUUGACUGACUGACUGACUGAUUGACUGAAGAGGAUUUAUUUGUUAAAGUGAACAGCAGAGGAGAGAGGGAUGGAUUAUUUUUGCAGUCUCAGUGGGCUAGACCCGCUAUGGGAUUGGAACCGUACAUGGUACACUCCCAACCCAGACCUCACCCAGUGUUUCCAGAACACAGUGCUGGUGUGGGUCCCCUGCAUCUACCUCUGGGUGUGCGCACCUUUCUAUUUCCUAUACCUCUACUGCCAUGACCGUGGGCACAUCCGCAUGUCCUGCCUUUGUUGCACCAAAGUGGUCCUCGGUUUUCUCCUGGCUUCGUUUGGAUUUGUGGAGUUUUUCUACAUUCUGUUGGAAAGACACAGUGAGAUCCAGCAGCACACGGUGUUCCUGGUCAGCCCUGUGAUUCGAAGCCUUUCUGUGGUGCUGGCGGUUCUGCUGAUCCAGUAUGAGCGGAGGCAGGGCUGCAGAUCCUCUGUCUUCCUGUUCAUCUACUGGCUGCUGUCCAUCGUCUGUGCGCUGGUGCCCCUUAGGGCAAAGAUUCAGCUUGCUGUCGAGGAGGGUUUCUCGUCGGACGCUGUGCGUUAUGCAGCAUUUUUCUCCUACUUUGCCCUGCUGCUGGCUGAACUGGUGCUGUCAUGUUUCGCAGACCAACGGCCCUUCUCCACAGAGCCCAACAAAGAGACGAAUCCUUGUCCCGACCAGGACGCCUCCUUCCUGUCCAAGAUCCUCUUCUGGUGGUUCACUGGGCUGGUGGUUAAAGGCUACAGGAAACCACUGAAGGCAGAAGACCUCUGGUCUCUGAGGAAGGAUGACACAUCUGAGAAGAUCAUCUCUGACCUGGAGCAGGAGUGGACCAUGGAGUGUGCCAGGCUACAACAAAAAACAGACUCCCUGUCCCCCACUGCCACACUAGGCUCCAAGAUGCCCGACCAGGCCCAGCUGCUCAGGAAGCUCCAGAAAGAGCAGAGUUCCGGUUUCUGCCUGCUGAGGGCGUUAGCGAGGGUGUUUGGCCCCUACUUCCUGUCAGGGACGCUGUGUCUGGUGGUGCACGAUGUCUUCAUGUUUUCCAUCCCACAGGUACUCAGCUUGCUGCUGGCGUUUAUGAGUGAUGCCGACGCCCCCCUAUGGAAGGGGUAUUUCUACGCAGCCUUGAUGUUCCUGGUGUCCUGCAUGCAGUCGCUCUUCAAUCACCAGUACAUGUACUCCUGCUUCACCGUGGGCAUGAGAGUCAAAACUGCCGUCAUGGGCCUUGUUUAUAGAAAGUCUCUGGUGAUCACCAACGCUGCCCGCAGGACCUGCACGGUUGGAGAGAUUGUGAACCUGGUCUCUGCCGACACUCAGAAGCUCAUGGACUUUGUGGUUUACUUCAACGCGGUGUGGCUGGCGCCCAUCGAGAUCACCCUGUGUCUGUUCUUCCUCUGGCAGCAUUUAGGCCCGUCUGCCUUGGCUGGCAUUGCCACCAUCAUCCUGAUCUUCCCACUGAAUGGUGUUAUUGCCAAGCAGAGGAGCAAACUACAGGAGGUGCAGAUGAAGCACACAGAUGGCCGAAUCAAGCUGAUGAACGAGAUUCUGAAUGGGAUUAAGAUCCUGAAGUUCUAUGCCUGGGAAAAAGCCUUCCUGGAGCGUGUGUUGGGCUACAGGGCCAAGGAGCUAAAGGCACUGAAGAAAUCCCAGAUCCUGUACUCCAUUUCCAUCGCCUCAUUCAACUCCUCCACCUUCCUGAUUGCUUUCGUCAUGUUCGGGGUGUACGUGCUGAUUGAUGAGAGGAACGUCCUGGAUGCGCAGAAGGUGUUUGUCUCCAUGGCGCUCAUUAACAUCCUCAAGACCCCCCUGAGCCUCCUCCCUUUCUCUAUGAGCACCACCAUGCAGGCCUUGGUCUCGCUGAAGCGUUUGGGCAAAUUCCUUUGCCAAGAAGAACUGAAGUCUGACAGUGUGGACAGGAAGCCCUUGCACCCUGCAGGCAGCAGCGUGCUAGUGGAGAACGGUACUUUCAGCUGGUCAAGAGACGGAGCUCCCUGUCUAAAGAGGAUCAGUGUGAGUGUGGCGCGUGGCUCUCUGGUGGCAGUGGUCGGACAUGUAGGUAGUGGGAAAUCCUCACUGCUCUCUGCUCUGCUGGGGGAGAUGGAGAAGAAAAACGGACGUGUCUCACUGCAGGGCUCGGUGGCCUAUGUGCCCCAGCAGGCGUGGAUCCAGAACGCCACGCUGCGGGACAACAUUGUGUUUGGGCAGGAGAGGAAGGAGCGCUGGUACCAGCAAGUGGUGGAAGCCUGCGCGCUCGUGGAUGACCUGGAGAUCCUGCCUGCGGGGGAUGAGACUGAGAUUGGGGAGAAGGGGUUGAAUCUCUCUGGCGGUCAGAAGCAGCGGGUCAGCCUGGCCCGUGCCGUCUACAGGGAGGCUGAUGUGUACCUGCUGGAUGACCCCCUGUCUGCGGUGGACGCCCACGUGGGUCAGCACAUCUUCGAGAAAGUCAUCGGACCCAAAGGGGUGCUCCGGGACAGGACCCGGGUGCUGGUGACCCAUGGGCUGAGCUACCUGCCGCAGGUGGACCUAAUCCUGGUGCUGGUGGACGGGGAGAUCACAGAGAUGGGAUCCUAUCAGGAGCUGCUGAACCGACAAGGCGCCUUCGCCGAGUUCAUCCGCGCCUACACCAGCACGGAGUGCAAGGAGAGCAGCGCUCACAAAGGUACCAGAAAGUCAUCUUCAAGACUCAGUGUGACCGACUACAUGCCCGUCCCCAGAGACCUCUCCCAAGAGCAGAUUGUCAGUGGAGACACAGGCAGCACCAGCCUCCAGAACGUGGAGCCCAGCUCCGAGACUGACCAGCCUCAGGCUGCAAAGGAUGCUGGGAAACUAACGGAGGCCGAUAGAGCCAAGACCGGGAGAGUGAAGAUGGCCAUCUACAUGGAGUACUUCAAGACCAUCGGCUUGGCCCUCAUCCUUCCUAUCAUCUUCCUGUACGUCUUCCAGCAGGCCGCCUCUAUCUCUUACAACUACUGGCUCAGCAUGUGGGCAGACGACCCUGUCGUCAAUGGGACACAGUUGGACACCGAUUUCAAAUUGGGUGUCUAUGGAGCGCUGGGCUUCGCGCAAGGCAUCGCUAUCUUUGGCACCACAGUGGCUAUCUCUGUCGGUGGGAUCAUUGCAUCCCGCCACCUCCACCAGGACCUGCUGCACAACAUGCUGCGCUCGCCCAUGAGCUUCUUCGAGCGCACGCCUAGCGGGAACCUGCUCAAUCGCUUCUCCAAGGAGGUGGACGCCAUCGACUGCAUGAUCCCAGACGGGCUCAAAAUGAUGCUGGGCUACCUGUUCAAGCUGCUGGAGAUCUGCAUCAUCGUGCUCCUCGCCACGCCCAUCACCGCCGUCAUCAUCUUACCGCUGGGGCUGUUCUAUGGGUUCAUCCAGAGUUUUUAUGUGGCCACCUCUUGUCAGCUGCGGAGACUGGAGUCUGUGAGCAGGUCCCCCAUCUACACCCACUUCAACGAGACAGUCCAAGGGGCGAGCGUCAUCCGCGCCUUCGGGGAGCAGCCUCGCUUCAUCCUGCAGACCAACCAGAGGGUGGACGAGAACCAGAAAUCCUACUUCCCCAGAUUCGUCGCCACCAGAUGGCUGGCUGUGAAUCUGGAAUUCCUGGGAAACUGCAUUGUUCUCUCCGCAGCUAUUUUCUCUGUGAUGGGAAAGGGAAUCCUGAGUCCAGGCAUUGUGGGUCUGUCAGUCUCCCACGCACUGCAGGUGACAGGAAUCCUGAGCUGGAUAGUGCGAUCCUGGACAGAUGUUGAGAACAACAUAGUGUCUGUGGAGCGAGUGAAGGAGUACGCAGACACCCCCAAAGAGGCAGCGUGGACCCUGGAGAACAGCCCCCUGUCCCCUGCCUGGCCCCAGACUGGCACCAUUGAGCUCCGGGGUUAUGGGCUGCAGUACCGCAAGGGGCUAGAAUGGGCACUGAAGGACAUCUCCAUUCACAUUCAGGAGAGAGAGAAGGUAGGGAUCGUUGGGAGGACCGGAGCUGGAAAAUCGUCUCUUGCUCUGGGAAUCUUCAGAAUCUUGGAAGCUGCCAAAGGAGAGAUCUAUAUAGACGGGAUCAACAUUGCCGAGAUAGGGCUCCACGAGCUGAGGACCAGAAUCACCAUCAUCCCACAGGAUCCUGUGCUGUUCUCGGGCACCCUGCGGAUGAACCUUGACCCCUUCGAUGCGUACUCCGACGAGGAAGUCUGGAACUCUUUGGAACUCGCUCACCUCAAGAACUUUGUGUCAGGGCUCCCAGACAGACUGAACCACGAGUGCUCGGAGGGAGGGGAGAACCUGAGCUUGGGGCAGCGUCAGCUGGUGUGUCUGGCUCGGGCUCUCCUUCGGAAAACCAAGAUCCUGGUUCUGGACGAGGCGACGGCAGCCGUCGAUCUGGAAACAGACAACCUGAUCCAGUCGACAAUCCGCAGCCAGUUUGAGGAGUGCACCGUCCUGACCAUCGCUCACAGACUCAACACCGUCAUGGACUACACCAGGGUGAUAGUGAUGGACAAGGGACUGAUUGUGGAAUCAGACUCCCCGUCCAACCUUAUUGGACAGAGAGGUCACUUCUACAGAAUGUGCCGGGAGGCCAGCCUGGUAUAAUACCCUCAGUUACAGGGUCUUCCAGUGGAGGUUCCUGAGGUCAUGAAACUCUCCUUUCCCCAGCAAGAGUGUCGAGGAGCUGGUGAUGUCUCACCUCAUUGUCAUUAAUGCACUGCUCAAGGAGUCCUGAACAAACAGGGAAGAAACUGGGAAAAACUGGACAUUAACACAAGAUCUUUAAAUGUAUUUUUCACCUUUUAUAAAUAUCCUCUUCUGUGUAUAUUAUUGCGUCUCCUUUUCUUUAGUGUCAGCCAUGUCUGUUUUUCGUUGUCUUAAUUAUAGAAUGUCUAUAGAUUUGGUUAGACUGGGCCUAACCCCGGAGGUGAAGGAAACCGACUUUGCUGCAGUUCUUUUGCUAGUGUGGUCUUAAACACUAGGUGCAUGACGCUAGAAUCAAAAUGCAUUUGUAUAAAAGUUUCCUGUUAUUACAGGGCGAUGUUGAGGCAGGUAACAGGAUGACUUCUACAGCCUCUUAAAACAAAGAAUCACUGAAUGUCCAUAUUAUGUUUAAUACAGCUUUAACUUUCUAAACUUUGAUAACACCUUGCUCCCAAGAGAGUGAGAUUAGGCAGCUUCACUAUUUAUGUAUCACAAGGGCAGCAAAAUAUUCAUUAGCUUUGGAAACCACACAGGCCUGGUCCAAAAGCACAAAUAAAGAUUAACUUUGGUCCCUGUGCCUCACAGUGAUGGCAACACUAAAACACAAGGCAGACCACCUCAAUACACAGGUUCUGACUGUUAAGUACAAAACAAUAGUUCACUUUCUUAUAAAUGGUAUCAGUUACUUUGACAGAGUCUAAAAGUAUAAAUAUUGCUCAAUAAAGCCGAAGAAAUAAAGAACAGCCUUCCAUUGUGGCCAUGUCUGGCUGAAUCAGAAUAGAAUCACUAUGUACAAAUAACAUCUGCUACUACGGACUAUGAAUGUCAUAGAUACAGGGUGAUUUUUU
Acipenser ruthenus (sterlet) is the source of this 5723-nucleotide messenger RNA. Its product is annotated as multidrug resistance-associated protein 1-like. Gene Ontology annotation, biological process: transmembrane transport. The coding region runs from base 244 to 4776 and encodes 1510 amino acids. The transcript has 31 exons. The record is from RefSeq and is a predicted model, not a curated record. Gene Ontology annotation, cellular component: membrane. Gene Ontology annotation, molecular function: ATP hydrolysis activity; ATP binding; ABC-type transporter activity. Lineage: Eukaryota; Metazoa; Chordata; Actinopteri; Acipenseriformes; Acipenseridae.